AGAUUGAUCCAGCUCCACUCAGGGGUCCGGUACAGCGUAGAGAGGCGGUGAAAAGGAAGGGAGCCAGCAAAUUAACGAGGCAAUUUCAGAAAUCGAUACCUGAGGACGAGGAGACGGGACGAUUGCUUCACGUGAUAACGGGAAGUUGAUACAAGAAGACAUGGAUGAACAACAAAGUGUGGCCAAUGAUAUAAAUAAAAUUCUAAGGGUGAUUGCGUCCAUGUCGAACAAGCUCGAAGAUCUGAGCAGCCGUGUACAACAUAUGGAGGAGGAGUUGCAAAAAAUUCAAAAAAAUCAACCUGAGUUUCCUCUUAUCUCAGAUGAGGAGCCCCAAGAGGAAACCUUCGUCCCACCCCCUUUCCCUGAGAAUAUUGAAGAUCUUGAUGUCUUUUGUGAGUGGGUGGCGAAUGUGGAAAAUUUUUUCGAGGAGAAUAUGAUCUCACAGUAUAAACAAGUACCACUUAUAGUCAGCACAUUGCCAUCGGAAGAAGGGGGGGUUCUCUCAUGGUGGAAACAAAUCUAUGACCUAGACUAUCGAAUCGAUAAAUAUUAUAUGAUUAAGUGGAAAGAGAUGAAGAAGAUGUUAAUGGUCCGAUACCUUUCUCCAGAUUGUUUGGAAACCAACAAGUCUCCUCCUCUUAAGAAUAUAAACUAACAAUGUAAGGGAGCGUUUGGAUCAAACUUUCCAUUUGACUGAUUUUGAAUUUACACAAGGAAAUGCAAUUGCAUGUAUUUGGAGUUUAAGGAGAUUUAAAUCCUUCUGGUUGUUUGGUUGAAAAUAUUUGGAUUGGAAUUCAAUUCAGUAGCUCUUUUCUUUA
Messenger RNA from Lactuca sativa (garden lettuce), 818 nucleotides. The record is from RefSeq and is a predicted model, not a curated record. NCBI's taxonomy places the organism in Eukaryota, Viridiplantae, Streptophyta, Magnoliopsida, Asterales, Asteraceae.